AUGCUUUCUGCUGCUCUACCGAACUACGAGAAGACAGUGUUGGCUCUUCAGACAGAGAUAGACUGCUUACAAACGGCUCUUGACGACCUUAGGUGCCGAAUUCGUCGAGAGAUUAGUCUUUCAAAGGAGGCUAAGUCGCGUACCUUGCGUGACCAAAUCGCCAACACUUCAAGUCAGUUGAUGAGAUGCACGGGACUGAUUCAGUUCUGCAUAGAGAUGCUCAAAGAACCGGAUGCAGCUGCAUUUCUAAUGGGCCGAACUGAAGAAUUUCUUUGA
Messenger RNA from Protopolystoma xenopodis, 276 nucleotides. Lineage: Eukaryota; Metazoa; Platyhelminthes; Monogenea; Polystomatidea; Polystomatidae. The record is from the annotation of a GenBank genome assembly.